AGAUAUGAACCCUAUAGUUGGAGGGCAUACGAGGAUGAGGUUGAAAGAGACGAUUCUAGUACACGUAGAUGACUGGGAAUUCCAUACAGAUGAGACAAUGUUAUAAAAAAGGGUCUUUUUAUCAUUUUUAUAACACUUUGCGCCCAUGCGCAGUCGUCUCCUUUACCUCGAAGUGAUCAACAUCAAAAAGUCACCAAUCUUGCUGUCGUAGAGGACGCCAUGUCUAACAGUACCACCCCCAACCCUCUGAAUGCAACAAUUCAGUCUUUGGACGUCGAAAAUACAACUAUAGUCCAUGAGGAGGGGAAUGCUGGGAAUUUGACAACGGAUCCGUGGAAGGAUCUAGAAACUACAGAAACAGAUGAUGACGUCAACUGGUCCCAAGAACCCACCGAUGGCAUGAAGCAUUCGGACGCUGAGUGUGUGUCCCAGAGGACAAGGAGCUACCUGGCCUCUCCUUGUGGGGUGCGGGAGCCACCCAGACGAAGUGUUUGUAACAUCAACAAUAUAUUUCACGUGAAACAGGGCGCUAAGAUGCUGCUUCAAACGCUUACUAAUUUUACUUUCGAUGGCGACAGCGGUAUUCCGGAUAUAAAGUUGGACAGGCUGAGCAAAACAACACCUCUAGACGCCCAACUCAAGGAAUUGGAGAACUCACUUCAAACCUACUUUCUCUAUCUGUCUGAUGCUAGCUCCAUCUACUCGGCGAAGUUCUCUCAACUCAAAUCUCUACAAUUUGACUUCAUCAGACAUAACCUGCUCUCUGUGUUAUGUGACCUUGACAACGGUAUGCCCAUAGUACCGCCAUCUCUAACCACAUGUUUGUCACGUGAUUCGACAACUUUUCUCUCACAAACUAUCUACAUUCUGCAAUGCCUGCACACAGAUGCCACUGUUGCGAUGACUUGGAAUCGCUGUCAUACAAAUUAGACAUUACUAUUUCCAUUUAGUUUAUUUUUUAUGGGUUUUUUUUAAAGAUUUUUGCAUGGGUUUUUUUCUAUGUUUUUUAAAGUAUCCUCAUCUUACUUAUUUGUUUUCAAGAACAACAUGAUUUGAUUUUUGGUAAUGAUUUUGUCCUUUCUGUUCUUCUAAACUGUUCUUCUAGUUUUACAACUAGAUAUAAAAUUGUUUUUAAUACUCUCUAAAAUAUCAACUUUAAAUAUCUCUGCAUUUGUGAUUUUAAAAUUGUGUGUUCUCUGAUCUCGAGUCAUAUUGUACUCAAUCGGUAUGGCAGAUCUAUAGAAUUUGAAUUAGUUUGCGUUUUGGUUUCUUGUAGGUAGAAAAAAAUGUUUCAGACACUGCAAUUCACUCAACUCGUUUUAUGAUUUGUCAGUAUUAUCCAUGGAAUGAAAACAUUUAUUUUUUAUGUUACAUGCUAAGCAUGAUUGAUGAUUCUCAUCCAAACACUUCUUGGCAGCUAAACCAAACCAUUUUGGAAAGUUUGGAAUAUAUUUUUAUGUAUGUUUAUAUUGCUUGCUUUUCUGUUUGUAUUUAUUAUGCAGUGAAUUUAUAUUCUUUUAAUGACUUAACCCAGUCUUGUUUGUUGAAAAACAUAAUUUUCUAAUUUUUGACUACAAUUAAUUUCAUGAAUUUUUUAGCAAUAUGCCGUGUUGAAUAUUGUAAUUACAGAAUAAACCACAAGAA
Molecule: messenger RNA, 1644 nt
Organism: Magallana angulata
Lineage: Eukaryota; Metazoa; Mollusca; Bivalvia; Ostreida; Ostreidae
Exons: 4
Coding region: 220-930 (236 amino acids)
Source: RefSeq, a predicted model, not a curated record